GGUCGGCCCCAGCGAGCGGUUUCCUCUCGCCUUCCCUCCGUCUUCUCUUCCCUGCGCCCCUCCGCCGCCGUGCCCCCGGAGAGAACGCCGCCUGCCCGCUCCGUAAGGGAAUCAGUAGUUUCCUGAAUAAACCAGAGAGUCACCUGAGACGCAAAGAUGUUGGAAGAAGAUAUGGAGGUUGCCAUCAAGGUGGUAGUAGUAGGAAAUGGAGCUGUUGGGAAGUCCAGUAUGAUUCAGCGAUAUUGCAAGGGGAUUUUUACAAAAGACUACAAGAAAACUAUUGGUGUAGAUUUCCUGGAAAGACAGAUCCAAGUUAACGGUGAAGAUGUCAGGCUAAUGUUGUGGGACACUGCAGGUCAAGAGGAAUUUGAUGCAAUAACUAAGGCCUACUACAGAGGAGCCCAGGCUUGUGUUCUUGUGUUUUCUACAACUGACAGAGAAUCCUUCAAAGCAAUCCCUACCUGGAAGGAAAAAGUUGUGACCGAAGUUGGAGACAUUCCCACAGUUCUUGUGCAGAAUAAGAUUGAUCUUCUUGAUGACUCUUGCAUAAAGAAUGAGGAAGCAGAAGCACUGGCAAAGAAGCUGAAGGUGAGGUUCUACCGAGCGUCUGUGAAGGAGGACCUGAACGUGAGCGAAGUUUUUAAGUAUUUGGCUGAUAAAUAUCUUCAAAAGCUCAAGCAACAAACGGCAGAAGAUUCAGAACUAGUACAUACAAGCAGUAACAAGAUUGGUGUUUUUAAUACAUCUGGAAGUCACUCCAACCAAAAUUCUAGCACUCUUAAUGGUGGAGAUGUCAUCAACCUUAAACCAAACAAACAGAGGACCAAGAAAAACAGAAGUCCUUUUAGCAACUGCAGUAUACCUUAGACCACUUUUGGAGGAAAUUAAGCAACUCAGAGAAUUGGAUGAAGUUGUGCAAUUGAAUACAGAAUAAAGCCAGCUUUAGAGGUAUUUUUACCGGUGCUUUAGUAAAUCUUGUGCCUCCUUGACUGAGGGUGGAUUUAGACGAACUUGCUGAUGCUUUGGGUUUGUUGCAUGGCGAGAGACACCUGGUGGCGACACACAGAACCGUGGCUGCCUCGUGCACUUUGUGCAGGUUAGGUGAGCCUUUCCUUUUUCAAGGAAUUUCUUACAGAGCUAUGAACUAGGUUAUUGCUGAAUUUCAAAGCACAUUUAAUGUAAGGAUAGUACUUACACGUAUAGGUACGGACUGUAAUUCUAUGGCCCAAGAUAAUGUAGCAACCUUGCAACUAAAUUUCAAAGAAAAUAUUAGAGUGGUUAGUCUGGACACUACCAAGAUAAAUGAAGAGCAAAAAAAACACUCAACACUUAAUUUUAUGCCUGACCAUAUUAGUAUGGAUUCUGGCAGUCCUGUGGGUGCAAGAUCCUUGCAUUAUAUAUAUGUGUGCUAAGGUAUAUAUGUAGACAUUUGGGAUGAUAUCUAUGCUUGGUUCCAAUGUGUAUAUUACUUGGAGAUCAGCUAAUGAUCAUCAAAUAGCAUCUUCCAACUGUCCUUUAAAAAUGUUGCAUUUCAGAAGAGGCUUUCCAAGCUGCCACUGUGUGUGUUUAACUUGCUAUACUUCAGGCCUAAAAGCUUAGAUUUAAAAAUGUAUGGUGCCAAAACUGCUCCUUUUUACCUAAUGCUAUGCUACAGAUGUUUUGUAAGAAGUUUGUUUUUCUCAGUCAUAACAGAUGGAACAAAUAACUCUAAUAGCUGUUCAGAAGGAACACAUAAUAAUCUUCUUAUUGUUGUAUCCUGUGUUGUCUUACGAAAAAGGAAUUUUCAAAGUGGUGUUACAAAGUAUUUAUCUAAUUUGAAUUUUUUUUAUAGAUACCAUAAACUAAGUUACAGGGAUCCAAAAAAUUGCAGCUGAUUAUAUUAGGGAGACAUUCUUGAAUGUUGACUCAGAUUUCAAGUUAAGGAAAUCUAAUUCUGGAAGAUGAGAGACAUGGCAAAAAAUUUUCAAAGUGCUUCAGUAAUUUAGAUGUUUAGGAGCCCAAAUCUAACUUCGAAGUUAUUUGGGCUAAGGCUCCUAAAUCACUAAGGUGCUUUUAAAAAUGCUAAGCAAGAUACCUUUUAUUUAGCAAAAAUGAAGACUUUAUAAUCUUCUUCAAGAGCAUGCAUGCCUUUUAGAAACUAUCCAUUUUAUUUACAUGUUUUGUAUGGUAUGAUAUAAUUUUAACUUUCUAAGAUUUCUACAAGUCUGCCAGUGACAAAUGCAAAAUAUGCUGCUUAAAAAAAAUCAGAGUUUUAAUAGUUUUAUAAAUGGUGUAUGAGAAUGAAAAUUGGUUGAGUGAUCCUGUAUAUUUUUGAAGGAAGGACUUUUCACUAUGUGAAUUCAUGUAGGAAGCUUGACUGACUUUGUUUCUAAGUCAAUGAGUAUGAAAACUGAAAUGUAUACUUAUUCCCAGUGUCUGCAGGGAGAGAAGUGAGUGGCAAGUUAUGCACAAACACUUAAGAUCUCUGAACUCUGUAUUUUAUGUUUACUGUAUUAGACUUUGUACUGAGUACUGCAGUUUCUUUGACAAGCUGUUAGAGAUCUCCUGUUGCUGGCAAGGAGGAGGGCACCCCAUCCCUUUUGCUACUGCAGCUAAACCAUGUGUUCUUCACCAUAAUGUCUCCUGUAUUUUCUCUUGGAUAAAGGCCUCCAUUUUUUAACAAGUGCAUUUAAUCACUGUAUCUAUAAAUGGAGUCAAGUCCCAUCUGUCUUAGCAGUUUAAUAAGUGAGGUACUUGGGAUAAGAUGACUGAACAUCAUGAGGCCACCUCACAACUUAAGGUACAGUGUAUGCAUGAAAAAAACUGUUUUUAAUAUGGAAACUUCUACAUUUCAUUGUCUAUCUGCAAGUUUCUUGGGGUUUUAUUAAUUUUUCCUGAAAAAGAAACGAAACCACAAAGUGUGUGAAACAUCUUUUUUGCCUUGUUUGACUUCGUACAGGGUACUGAAAAGUAAGUCUUUAUUAUGUAUAAUGACAAUUUGUACUAUUUUAUGUUAUACUGUGACACACUGUACAAUUAAUAUAGGCUGUUUGUAUGUAAAGUAUGCCACUACUGUUUUUAAUGACUCAAUAGUAAUUUUCAUAGAUGGAGACUUGACAGACUUGAUAAAUUUAAGAUAUGUUGAAAUGUAGUGCAUAUACUUUAAUGUAGGAAUAGUUAUUUGCAGCAUUGGGUAACAGUGAGUUUUCAUUUUACUCCCCUCCUAAAUCUAAAGUGGAUCUUUCCUUGUUGAGACGUUGCAGUGCUUGUUCUCCAAUAUGACUGAGAUGGAAAGUGCCCAAAUUAGCAUCUUUCUGGGAAAUGCCCUGCAUGUACACUGCUUGAAAUUUUUGAUUCUUAGUGUGUAGAUGUAAACCAAAUGACUUGGAUAUUGCAGGAACCCUUACGUAUUCACAUCACUCUUCAGUGACACUAACUCUUGCCUUUUGGAAGAAGAGACAUGCCUAAAUGUUUUAGCACUUGUGUUGUCCCUCAUGAAUAAUUUUUUAUUACAAACAUUAUUUCAUUCUCCACUCCAAGUGUACUCAUUAAAAUAUAGUAUGUUUUAGUCAGCAAAACCUACAGGUGUGGGGCUGGUAAUAAAAAUGCUCUUCUCUUUGCAACCCUGGGACUGCAUGGUGGGUGAGGAUGUAGCUCUGUUACACCCAUGAUACCCUGGAUUAAGAGCAAGAGAUGCUUGUCCCACAAGAUACAAAAUUCAUUGCACUCCUGUAUAUUCUUUUUGUAUCUCUUGAAUAGCUUACUGGCUGUAUUAUCUUGAUUUUGCCACAAUUCUUUGCCCUUGGCUGAUAAAGCUACCAUUAGCAGGAAACUUUAGUGAUUGUUAAUGCCUUAGUGAAAUAGGGAUUCACUAAAGAGUAUGACACUACAGCUUUGUCACUUCUCUGUUAUAUCCAUUCAGUGAAUGGGUGUUCUCCCAGUACGUGGGGCAUCGUUAGAUGCAAAGCAGUAAUGCUAGGGAUGUAUUUCCAACUGGAAAUAGAAAAUCUCAAAGUUGUAUGACUGAUCACACUUAAUUUUUGUGCUUGUGUGUGUGGUUAAUUAAAAAGAAAAUUAAAUAUUCCACUUAAUUCAAUUUUGAAGUAUUAUUUUCAGUGUUUCUUAAGGCCAGACUUUUAUAGUCCAAGUGCCGGAAUUAUCACAGUCAGUCUCAUUUCCUGUUUAAUUUUUAUGCUUCAGUAAAAUACAACUUCUUAUUUUCUUCAUUAUUGGGCUGCAGAACAUCUGUCAUGAGGUUUUCCUUCACAUAAUUUUUGUGGAGGUGGUAUAAUCUAAAGAACAUUGAGCAGCUGACCACACAGCACUCUGAGGGGUUAUGUGGGGUACAUGCACAAGACUCAGCAAGCCUGCACUUGAAGCUGUCCAUGCACCCUUCAGGCUGAGAGCUCCAGGUGUUAACAGGGUCAGUGAUCUGCCCUUCUCCUCAGAGUUCAUUGUACAGUGAGCCAACACAUAUGCUGCUCUCAUUCCAGUGACACUACCCGAGCCCCUGCUGCUCUUCUAAAUGUAGUCAUAGACCUUUGGUUGAAGUUGCAGAACCUGAACACUAACUGUACCAAAAUUAGAGUGCAAGAAUGGUCCAGCAGGCUUGAAUUCAUCAAAACUACCUUGCCAUCUUUUUGUAGGAAGCAAAAGCUGUGCAGAUACUCUUUCUAAUGCACAAAUAAUAUUGAGACAAAAAAAUAACUCUCUGUUAAUUAUGGCAUCCAAGCAGGUAAUCAGAAUUAUACAAUGAAAAACACAGCAAUGCUUAGAUUUAAAAUGAAAGGUGCUAUAAUGGAAUAAGAGAAACCUGCAACUGUUCCAUGUUGCAGUGUUCUGUAUGAGUUAUCUCAAAGCCAGGUGAGUCCUAGUACUGAACUAGGCUCAUUCUCAGGUUUCUAGAAGGGUAAUACAGAUAAAUAGUUUGUCAGUUCUGCCAAACUCACUUAAGUUGAUAAGAAAAACUAAAAAUUACUGUGGACCAGGAGGAACACCACUCUCAUUGUGAGGAUUAAGAUGCAUUGAUACCAAUGGCUUAAAUGCAAAUGGCUAAAAGAGGAAAUGUACAUAACUGAUUUUAUCACCAUCAUGCUCUCAAGUAAAUGUAACAGAUUUGUAGAAAAAAAGGUCAUCAUACCAUAAAUCCUUGAUCAGAAGAAUCAGUGUUUAAAACUGAGUAUCUUGUGUAUGCUGUUCUGUAAAAUCCCUACAAAUUAAUUCUGCUGUUCUCUUGUGACACUAGUUGCAUCAUGCAACUUAAAAUGUUUGUUUGCUUGUUGUUGAGUCUGAUAUAAGUCACUACUUUUGUGGUUAUAUUAAAUUGUGAGUAUAUUAAAUUUCAAAAAUUGCUGUAA
Molecule: messenger RNA, 5336 nt
Organism: Pseudopodoces humilis (Tibetan ground-tit)
Lineage: Eukaryota; Metazoa; Chordata; Aves; Passeriformes; Paridae
Gene: RAB23
Product: RAB23, member RAS oncogene family
Molecular function (GO): GTPase activity; GTP binding
Source: RefSeq, a predicted model, not a curated record